UCAGGCAGUGAGCAUUCAACAUGGCGGACAGCGCUAGCGAGAGCGACACGGACCCGGCGGGCACUUCGUCCGCCCUGCCACCCGCCCCAACCCCCACCCCUGCUGCCUCCUCCAAGGCCGGCAUUGUGAUCUCGGCCUCCAAGCUGGAGGAACUGAGCAACCGGCUCGCGUCGCUGCAGCAGGAGAACAAGGUGCUGAAGAUCGAGCUGGAGACCUACAAGCUGAAAUGCAAGGCCCUGCAGGAGGAGAACCGCGACCUGCGCAAGGCCAGCGUCACCAUCCAAGCAAGGGCUGAACAGGAGGAAGAAUUCAUCAGCAACACCUUGUUUAAGAAGAUUCAAGCUUUGCAAAAAGAGAAAGAAACACUAGCUGUAAAUUAUGAGAAAGAAGAAGAAUUUCUAACAAAUGAACUCUCCCGCAAGCUGAUGCAGUUGCAGCAUGAGAAAGCUGAACUGGAACAGACACUGGAGCAGGAACAGGAGUUUCAAGUAAAUAAAUUGAUGAAAAAGAUCAAGAAAUUGGAAAAUGAUACACUUUCAAAACAAUUUACACUUGAACAGCUACGACAUGAGAAAAUUGACCUUGAAAAUACCCUGGAACAAGAACAAGAAGCAUUAGUAAAUAGACUAUGGAAACGAAUGGACAAACUGGAAGCUGAGAAGCGAAUUCUGCAGGAGAAGCUUGACCAGCCUGUGUCAGCCCCGCCAUCACCGAGGGAUAUUUCCAUGGAAAUAGACUCUCCAGAAAACAUGAUGCGACAUAUCAGAUUUUUGAAGAAUGAGGUGGAGAGGCUAAAAAAGCAACUCCGAGCAGCCCAGUUACAACAUACAGAGAAAAUGGCACAGUAUUUGGAAGAAGAACGUCACAUGAGGGAAGAGAAUCUGAGGCUCCAGCGUAAACUGCAACGGGAGAUGGAAAGGAGAGAAGCCCUCUGCAGACAGCUGUCUGAAAGCGAGUCCAGUUUAGAAAUGGACGAUGAAAGAUACUUUAAUGAGAUGUCUGCUCAAGGACUCCGACCUCGCACUGUAUCCAGCCCUAUCCCCUACACACCAUCUCCAAGUUCCAGCAGGCCUAUAUCUCCUGGUCUGUCUUAUGCAAGCCACAGUGUUGGUUUUACACCGCCCACUACCUUGACACGUGCUGGAAUGUCCUACUACAACGCGCCUGGUCUUCAUGUACAGCAUAUGGGAACUUCUCAUGGCAUUGCGAGGCCUUCCCCAAGAAGGAGCAACAGCCCUGACAAAUUUAAACGUCCAACACCUCCACCCUCCCCAAACACACAGACAGUGGUUCAGCUGCCACCACCACCACCUCCACCAUGCCAGCCAGCCCACUCCCAGCCUUCAACGUAUCCUCCUCCUCCUCCUGCUCCUCAGCCAUAGAACGUGCGUGCUGUGAAGCAGCUGAUCCGGAGUGGAUUGAUGACAUAAAAAGCAGCUUACUAAAGCCAAAGGCUUAACUGGCAUCUUUUGGAUUUGACGUACUUGCACUGAGAUUAUAUCGGCUUCACCGCUAACUGUGUUGUAAAUGUUUGUCUGGAGGGCAGCCAGUGUUGUUUGUCCACAACACUAAUUUACUACAUUUUGUCAGUGUUGACUGGAACCUCAUGCAAAAUCCUCAUUUUGUUGCUAAGUAUCUGCCACAUCCAUUCGGCGAUAACAAUCCACGAUUUGAAUGUUCGAGCGGGCAAGGAGCUUGAUAGCUUCUUUCCACCCAAGUUGUAAAAAGAAGAGACCUUUCCAUUGAUUUCAUUACAGAUUUUGCAGUAAUUACAAGCAUGAUGUGUCUUGUUUUCCAGACUGUGUUUAUGCUUCAAUGUUAAUGCCUUAUUGUCUUGUUGGGUUUUGCCAAGCAUAUACAGAAUUAGCACUACAUUUUGAAACAAAAUGAUGGGAAAAGUUUUAAUGGUAUUGUUUGACACAUCCUGCACCAUCACUGAAUUGAAUGUUUACCAGUGGUAUGAUUUGUGUCCAAAUAAGCAGGAUAUAAGCUUAAUACAGAUUCAGUAUUGAAUUUCUGUGAUGUGCUGUGACUGCUGUUUUUUUUUUUUAAACAAGAAUUCCAGUUCUGGCAAAUCUGUACCAUUUGGCAGGGAUUACUUCUAAAAUUGAUUAUUUUGAUUUAUUAUAGAUCAGGCUUAUGGCAAAAUGAAAUAUAACCUUUUUGCAUUUCAAUCUAAGAUCAAAAUUUCUUUAUGUAAUCUGUAACCUUCAUAGGUUUAAUGUCUGUGGGCUUUGUAGAUAGUAAAUCAUUAGACGAACAUGCUGCCGUGAUUCGAGCGAAUGUUGUCUGCUGUAAAAUACCUGCUUUUGGCGACAAGUAAUCAUCAGCUGAAAUAUUGCCUUCUGCAAAUUUGUGUUUAAAAGAACAAAGUUUGUCUUUGCUGCCAACUCAGCUUUUCAGAAGAGUACGAAGAGGUAAUUUAGAAAUCGGGUUUGAGCAGACAUUCUUUGUGGUGUAAUCUGCUAACCCAGGUGGUAACAUUUUCAGAUUUCAAGGUAUAAUGCUGUCGUAACCAAAUAAUUCUGUACUGCUGUGGUAGAUGUGGGGCAGGCUGUGGAGAGUACAAGUUCUUGGCUGUAAUGAAAAGUUCAAUAAUACAUGCACCGGUACACUGUAUAACAGGGAGAAAUCGUACAAAUACAGUUUUCCGUUCCUCCAACUAAAAUAAAUUGUAUGGUUUGGCUUUGCAGCAGCAUUAAUAA
This is a messenger RNA of Leucoraja erinaceus (little skate), 2705 nucleotides long. RefSeq names its product coiled-coil domain containing 6b (gene ccdc6b). Bases 21 to 1382 code for a protein of 453 amino acids. The transcript has 9 exons. The record is from RefSeq and is a predicted model, not a curated record. NCBI's taxonomy places the organism in Eukaryota, Metazoa, Chordata, Chondrichthyes, Rajiformes, Rajidae.